AUGGAGAAGAAGAUCAUGGAGAAUAUUAAAAACCCCGGGCGGACAACAUACAUGACUAGCAGUCAAAAGGGUUCAAGUUGUUGUAGAUCAUCUCAUCAAAAGUUUUAUGUGGAGAAGAGUUUUGUUGAAGUUGUUGGUCUAUACGAUUGGGAAACUUUUGUUGACAUGAAAAAGCAUGAGCACCUCUACAGCCGUGUACGCGAGUGGGACGAUUCAGCCUGCAAAGAGGCCUUUCACAACGCCAAGGCGCGAUUUCGUGGUCUUAUGACAUCGUUCCAUCGCAAGAAUAAACGGUUUCCAAACCGCGAAGAAAUAGUUUAUCUUCUUCGUGACAUUAUUUCAUGGUCUGAUGAUAAACCAGAAGACAAGUAUAUUGAUGAAAUCGAUUGGGAUUCGGAGGUUGAUUCUGAGCUUCUAAAUGACUUUGGCGAUCGGGUCUCGCAAGUCGGUGAUGAUGAAGAACUUCCCAAUGAUGUUGAUGAGGAUUACAGUGCUUCGGUCGCUGAUACCACGGUUAAAAGUAGUGAACAAGUUGUGAUUAUUUUUGGUAAAGAGUUUUACAAGGUUCAUGGUUUCUCAAUAGGCUGGGGUGAUGAUUUCAACGAUUUGGAACAAGAGCAAUGUCUUGGCAAGAACGGAGGUGAGCAAAAAGAUUUCAGCAAUAUUAAUUCCGGUGCCGGGAUUCACCCACAGAGUCGGAGGGCUAGAGUUCGGGGAACCUGCAAAGAUGGACAUAACAAGAGUUCAAAGGGUCGACCUGCAUGGAAAUAA
This is a messenger RNA of Oldenlandia corymbosa var. corymbosa, 771 nucleotides long. The record is from the annotation of a GenBank genome assembly. Lineage: Eukaryota; Viridiplantae; Streptophyta; Magnoliopsida; Gentianales; Rubiaceae.